AUGGGACGGCUACUGCUACCUCCCGCGCUCCUACCUCUCCCUUGUGCUGCUGCUGCUCGGGCGAGGAAACUGCUGCGUUGGAGGUGGAAAGGUGGUGCUGUGUUGGCAGCAGCAGCGGCUGCAGUGGGCCUAGGAGGGGGGGCAGAGGAGAUGCAUAAGGGGAGGAGGAGCAGAGGAGAUGCAUCAGAGGAGAAGGAGCAGAGGAGAUGCAUCAGAGGAGGAGGAGCAGAGGAGAUGCAUCAGAGGAGGAGAAGAUGGAGCAUAGGUGCAUGGUUGCUGCCUUAUUCCCCUGUGCCUGCCUCUUCCCAUUUCACAGCAGCCGACGAGACGGAGCAGCAGAGGCAACGGAGCAGCAGAGGAGAGGAAGGAGAGGCAAAGGAGUUGAUGGAGAAGAGGAAGGAGAUGGAGCAUUGGAGAGACAUGGAGCAGAGGGCACGGAGGAGAGAAGCCACGGAGGGAAGAAGGCCAAAGGAGCAGAGGAGCAGAGAACCGCGCAGCUGCGAUUCCCCCCAACGCUGCUGGCCGCACGGAGGAGAGAAGGCACGGAGGGGAGAAGGCAUGGAGGGGAUAAGCGGUGACAGCAGUGGCAGCAGCAGUGGGAGCAGAAGAGAAGGCCGCCCUUCCCGUGUGCUACUGCAGAGGAGCAGAGGAGCAGCAAUGGGAGAAAAUGGUGCUGCCUCCCUUCCAUGUGCUGCUGCUGCUGUGAAGUGGUGGAGUGGUGCUGUGAAGUGGUGGAGUGGUGCUGUGAAGUGGUGGAGUGGUGCUGUCAAGUGGUGGAGUGGUGCUGUGAAGUGGUGGAGUGGUGCUGCUGCUGCUGCAUUGGAGGUGGCACCCGCAGUGACACCAGCGGUGGGAGUAGGGGAGAGGCAUGCGGUGACACAACCAGUGGCAGCAGCAGUGCUAGCAGAAAGGGGAGGCCAGCAGUGA
Closterium sp. NIES-65 is the source of this 927-nucleotide messenger RNA. The record is from the annotation of a GenBank genome assembly. NCBI's taxonomy places the organism in Eukaryota, Viridiplantae, Streptophyta, Zygnematophyceae, Desmidiales, Closteriaceae.